AUGACGAAGCCUAAAGUCGAAGAAGCAAAACCUAACGCGGAAGAGAAACCCGACGAUCUCGAAAUCAACUCGAUCGGCUCCCUCUACAAUGGACCUUGGGACAAGAAGUACUGGAGCUCCUCCAGGGUGUCUAAGGUGUUAUUACACGGCGGUUUUAUAGAACCGUCGUCUUUUAAAAAAACAACGACGGUUUUCACUUAG
Molecule: messenger RNA, 201 nt
Organism: Prunus armeniaca (apricot)
Lineage: Eukaryota; Viridiplantae; Streptophyta; Magnoliopsida; Rosales; Rosaceae
Source: the annotation of a GenBank genome assembly